UCCUAAGUCCUGACUCCUGCCUAAACGCAAAACUACUCUACGUUAUUAUACUACUACUUUGCUUCAACUUCUGUAAAACCACCUAAAACUCAUCAAUGAUCAAUGGCGGAAAACAGCUCCAUUUCUGAAAAUCGCCAGGAUUUUGGAAAGUUACAAUACGGAUGCGUCCACUACAAAAGACGAUGCCGAAUUCGAGCUCCUUGCUGCAAUCGAGUGUUCAGUUGUCGCCAUUGUCAUAAUGAAGCAGUGACCUCUUUAAGCAAUCCUAAUGAGGAGCAUGAACUUGUACGAUCUGAAAUUACGCAAGUUAUUUGUGCGGUGUGUGACACUGAACAACCGAUUGCAAAGGUUUGCUCUAGUUGUGGGGUUAACAUGGGAGAGUACUUUUGUGAGAUCUGUAAGUUUUAUGACGAUGAGAGUCAGAAAAAACAUUUCCAUUGUAAUGAAUGCGGGGUUUGUAGGGUCGGUGGUCGUGAGAAAUUCUUUCACUGUUCAAAGUGUGGGUGUUGCUGCUCAACGGGCAUGCGUGACAAUCAUGAGUGUGUUCAAGAUGUCUUGAAAAUCUUUUGCCCUAUCUGCUAUGAGUAUCUUUUUGAAUCAAUCAAAAUUCUGCGACACAUGGGGUGUGGACAUAUAAUUCACAGGGAAUGCUUUGAUAACAUGUUAAAUAAGAAGCAGUAUCGGUGCCCCAUAUGCUCCAAGGCUGUUGUGGACAUGUCAUUAUAUUGGGAAAUAUUGGAUGAGGAGAUUGGAGCCAGUACAAUGCCUGCUGAGUAUCAAUACGAGGUAUUGAUCCUCUGCAAUGACUGCAGUUGUACAAGCAGAGUAAACUAUCAUAUAUUUGGACAAAAGUGCAGUCAGUGCCAUUCUUAUAACACCUGUAUUAUGCAAAAGUUUGAUAUCCAGCCGGAGACACCAUCAGAUAGCUGAUUGUUUUCUUGGACUUGAUUUUGUGGCCAUCGUCGCAGCACUACCAUCAAAGACGUAUUCAGAUUUCAAGAUUUUGUUUCUCAGAGUACUCCUCCAUCUUUUUGAAUUUGCUACAAUUUUGAUUUAAGUCUGUUGAACUUAAUUUUCUACAUUACCUUUUUGAGAAAUGACUCACCAUUCUAUCAUCAAAUCUCAUCCACAAUAAAAUUUCUUUUGAAUUUCAUCCUCUUAUUUCAAGUCGUUGUCAUUAUCAUCAUCGUACCCAAUGUAUCCCGCUCAUAAAAACUAUCUUAAACCAAAAGAACUAAAUAAAGAAACUAAUAUUACUUGUUGCAAAUUCAAGGGGACGGAGGAGUAGAGUUUCGUAUAGCUUGGCUUGUUGGAAUCUAUAAUCUGCACUAUUUGUUCUUGUUUUCUAAAUUGUAUUCAAUCAUUGUUUUAACUGAAAGCUAUCGGCAAGUAGGUUUUACUAUGGUACUAUUAUAUGAGGCAUACGAAUACAGUUUUGUUAUCUACUUCUCACAUAUUAUGGACUACUGUAAGAUUUUUGAGGAUAUUUUGAAGUUGAUGCACUGACUUUGCUUGU
Molecule: messenger RNA, 1516 nt
Organism: Amaranthus tricolor (Joseph's coat)
Lineage: Eukaryota; Viridiplantae; Streptophyta; Magnoliopsida; Caryophyllales; Amaranthaceae
Product: E3 ubiquitin-protein ligase MIEL1-like
Exons: 12
Coding region: 103-930 (275 amino acids)
Biological process (GO): protein ubiquitination; ubiquitin-dependent protein catabolic process
Cellular component (GO): nucleus
Molecular function (GO): ubiquitin protein ligase activity; zinc ion binding
Source: RefSeq, a predicted model, not a curated record